Molecule: messenger RNA, 432 nt
Organism: Penaeus monodon (black tiger shrimp)
Lineage: Eukaryota; Metazoa; Arthropoda; Malacostraca; Decapoda; Penaeidae
Product: pollen-specific leucine-rich repeat extensin-like protein 1
Exons: 1
Source: RefSeq, a predicted model, not a curated record
AUGAGAACCAUAGAGAGACCACAGAGGAAAGCCACAGAGGAGAGCCGCAAGGAAACCGCAGAAGGAAACCGCAGAGGAAGCACAAGGAGAGCCACAGAGGAGAGCCCCAGAGAGAGCCCAAGGAGAGCCACAGAGGAGCCCAAAGAAGCCCAAAAGAGAGCCAGAGAGAGCCCAAAAAGGAGAAACCCCAAGAAAAACACAAAGGAGAGCCACAGGGAAGCCCCCAAAAGGGAAAAGGGCCAAGAGGAGAGCCCCAAAGGGGAGCCAAAGAGAGCACAGAGAGACCACAGAGGGGAACCACAAGGAACCCCAAAGGGGAAACCAAGGAGAGCCCCGAGGAGGCCACAAGGGGACCCAAAAGGAACCACAAAAGGAGCCAAGAGGAGAGCCACAGAGGGAGCCACAGAGGGACCCAAGGGAACCCAGAGGAGA